GCUCCCUCUUCGUUGCCGCUGGGCGGCUGGCAGCCUGCGGGCGCGCUCUUCGUCCUGGGUGCGCUGCCCUGGGACCAGGAAACUUGAGUUUUCGAGGCAUUUGUGGGCAGAGCUGCUUUCUCUGAUCAGCCCCCAGCUCCCUCCCCGCCUCGCGGAGACGUGGGCGAAGUCCUCGUUCCGGAGUCUGCGCCGUCGGCUAUCUGCCUUUGAGGAGGCAGCUCCUGCCGAGGGGCACUGCUCGGAGGCGCCCCGAAAGGCCUGCGCCGGGGUUCGCCGGCCUGGAAGCCCGGCGCCCCGGGUUACAGUCCUGACGCCGCCGCUUAGCCCAGCCGCUGUGCACCGGCACUGCCCCGGAGCCUUUGCCAGAUGGGAGCCGAUUAACGUCUGCUCCCGAGGAUUGUUGUGAAAAUCAACUAUGAUGACCGAACCUAAACAGAGCCCUGCCCCAGGAUGGAGACGGAUUGUAAUCCCAUGGAGCUAAGCAGUAUGUCAGGAUAUGAAGAAAAUGCAGAGCUUAAUGGUUUUGAAGGGACUGACAUGAAAGACAUGAGGCUAGAAGCUGAAGCAGUUGUGAAUGAUGUUCUCUUUGCCGUGAACACAAUGUUUGUCUCAAAAGCCCUGCGCUGUGCAGAUGAUGUGGCCUAUAUCAACGUGGAAACGAGAGAAAGGAACAGAUACUGCCUGGAGCUUACUGAAGCAGGGCUUAAGAUAGUAGGUUAUGCUUUUGACCAGGUGGAUGAUCACUUACAGAGUCCCUACCAUGAAACGGUCUACUCCCUGCUGGACACGCUCAGCCCCGCCUAUCGGGAGGCCUUCGGAAACGCACUCCUUCAAAGAUUGGAAGCUUUGAAAAGGGAUGGACAGUCAUGACUAAGCUUUUUCCUUUGAGAGGGGGUGGCUGCUGGUACAAAAUGUUGAUGUAAAGCUUGAAAUUCUUGCAUAAGGUCAUAGAAAAUGCAUCUUUGAUUUUGUGUCUUUAUCUUUUCUUGCUUCAAAUUUGGCUUUUGACAAGAACAUUAUUGAGUAAUGAAUCGUCUUUCUUAGUUCCUGAUUCAUGAAGGGAAUUGCUGUAAUACCAUCAUUAAGACAUUCACAUUUCUUCAUGUAGUAUCUCUGCAUUUCAAAACCAAAUCAGUGUUUCAUUCUGUUAUCCAGGACUUCGAUUGCUGCCAGCACUCUCUAUCACAUGGGAACUUCUGGAUUUGCACAGUAAUGUAGGAUUUAAAAGGACCUACAUGUAAACUUUGGUUCAGCUCGCUAAAUCAGGGGCUUACUCCUAACUUGGACUAACUUUGUAAUACUUCUUUUGGUACUAGCCUUACCGGAAACAAAUUAUCAACCAGUUUCCCCUGCACAAAAUUUGAAAUUCACUGAAUCACUUCAUCUAUUUAUAUUACUGAUAUGGACUGAUGAAGAUGAAUUAAAGAUAUAUUACUUAGCUAGUAUUCAAUGAACAACAGGGACUGAGAUAGUUCUGUAUUCCUUGUUUGCAACAGCCAGCGAACUAAGAGGACAACCGUUAGCAAAUGAAUGUAAUAACUUUCUCCAAGGUGUUUAAGCACAUAAGCAAAUACAGGAACAGGCUCCAUUCUUUUUCUUAACAAAAAGUAUCUUCAGUGUGUGGGAUUUAAAAGAAAGAAGAUUCUGAUUUGCUAAAAAACAGUCGUUUGGCCUGUGUUGAUUCUUAUUAUAAAUGUUUGUUUACAUGAUGUACAGUAUAUAUUCAGAAAGUAUUUUCGCCUCAGUGUUUACUUUCUAUAAUGUAGUACUUUGGUAUUCCCACAGCACCCUCCUUCCCAGCAGAUGUGCAAUGUUUCGUCUCAAUGCCAAACCCACAGUGUAAUCUGAGUGCAUUGUAUGGGUUUGAAAACCAAAGGAUGACGGAAGCAUUCCGAGACUUCAUAUUUGAAAAAGGGAGAAAUCUGUAUUUUAUAUUUUGUUACAAGUACUAAGAUUUAUAAACUUAGUAAACUGUACCAUGCUGCUGUGUGUUUUCAAAAACAUGUUGAAUAGUAAGGAUUGGGGAAGUUUUUUUAAUACUAAUAGUCAAAAGCAGCAGCUGUUAGAAAUGUUGAACUAGAAUUCUGCAUCUGAACACUCCUUCAGAAAUUGUCAUUCGCAGGCUUUGUUUUCUAUCAUUAUUAAGUAAUGGGUACUUUCAGGCUCUGAAGUUUUUGUAGACCAGAGCGAAUUAGAGUUUGGUUCCGUCACUGUUUAUUCCGAGCCCUAUUGGAAUGCUUUCAUUAUGGUUGAUAUGCAUAUUCAUUCUCAGCUUUGCUUUCAGAUGCUUAACUGUUUGGGCAGUGAAGUCUAACUUCAGGUUGAACAAUCUCAGGCUAACUGUAAAGUUUGGAUAAAAUUCUGUCUGUUCAUUUUGAGUUAAGUAUGCAGAAAAAAAUAACUGUAUGUUUAAAAGUUGAAAUUGUUCAUUUUGUGAUAAAUGAUUGAUUCCAAGA
This is a messenger RNA of Myotis daubentonii (Daubenton's bat), 2456 nucleotides long. It is a transcript of the gene GSKIP, whose product is annotated as GSK3B interacting protein. Gene Ontology annotation, biological process: regulation of canonical Wnt signaling pathway. NCBI's taxonomy places the organism in Eukaryota, Metazoa, Chordata, Mammalia, Chiroptera, Vespertilionidae. Gene Ontology annotation, molecular function: protein kinase A binding; kinase regulator activity. The record is from RefSeq and is a predicted model, not a curated record. Gene Ontology annotation, cellular component: cytoplasm.